CAGGAAAUUGGAAAUCAGGGAUGGAUUUAUAUUUGAUGCUCUGUGUAAUUAUUUAGACAUUCCAAGUGCAUUCUUCUGUGUUUACCCAAAGUGAGCCUCAGUCUAAAGUGAAUCAGGAAAAAGUCUGUAGUGAAAUCUUUUGGAGUUUUGAAUCUUAACAACAUCUCACCAGCCUCCUUUACCAAAUAUCUGGGCUUGAGUGCUACUAGAUUCUACCAUGACAAGGUUUUUCAGGGAUAAAUUCUUGCUCUCAAGAUGAGGGCUUAUCUCUGAUAUAAGAUCUGGUGUUAAUCCUUGUCUAUUUCAUCCUCUGUACCAGGAGAGAUGGAUAAACAGGCUAAACAAAAGCAAACCUCUAGCACAGAAUUGUCGGAUGAUUUUGAUGUGAUUGUGAAUGAAAUCAAUGACUUUAUUGCUAUUUUAGAGGAGCGAGGACAGCAGAGGGAAGAGGAAGAAAAAGCUGUCAAACAGCAGGCGGACUGCCCCACCCUAGGGGAUCACAAGCCUGAGGGGGAGGCAGAGGAAGGGGGGGUACUCACAGGGGAAUCAGAAGACUCCACCCCAUUUGUGUCCCCAAGAAACACCAUCAUCAGAGUUGAUGUUGACAAACCUGAAACACUUGAGGACGAACCAAUUUAUGAAGAGUUUCAGGAUGUCAAGGAAAAUGCAUAUGAAGCAAUAAAUGUCACACGUACCCAUGUGACAGCUACUGCUACUGCUAAUCUUAUACCUCAGGCCAAGAAACCAGAGCCACCACCUCCUCUAACCAAGAAACCGCAGUGUCCUUCCCCUCUAAACAAAAAACCCGAACUUCCACCUCCUCUCAACAAGAAACCAGAACUCAAACCAAAACCAAAAUUCAUCAAGAUGGUGGAACCAAACCAACAGCAACCAAAGCGAGUGAAAGCUCUCCACAACUUCAAAGGCACCAACAAUGACGAGUUGUGCUUUUCGAAGGGUGAUAUCGUAACUGUCACCCAGACCAUGGAAGGAGGCUGGUGGGAAGGAACAUUGAACGGAAAAACAGGAUGGUUCCCUAGCAACUAUACCAAGGAGGUGAAAGGAGAAUUGAUGGGUGUGUUACGACAGUCUGCCACGCCCAAAGGAUCAGCGGAGGUACCAGUGUUUAAACGAGAGAGUAUGCCCUACUACCAUAAUGUGGUGCUUCAGAAUGUGAUAGACACAGAGAAGACACAUGUACAGGAAAUGACAAUGGUGCUGCAGACAUAUAUACAACCUAUACAGGGCUCAAACAUAUUAUCGCCUACAGAAUAUUUACAAUUAGUUGGAAACCUCGAAGAAAUUGUUGCAUUCCAAAAUAAUUUUCUCAACUCCUUAGAAGAAUGUGCAAAAUGUACACCCCAUCAGCGAAGAGUAGGAGGGGCAUUUAUGAAGCAUGCCCCGCGACUUAAGGAACUAUACCUGGCCUACUGUGCGAACCACCCUCGCGCUGUGGCCAUCCUCCAGAAUAAACGGGAAGAGCUGAGUAAAUUCAUGGAGAGUAUAGGAGCCACUAACGCAGCCAUGGCGCUGACAACUAAUUUAUACAAACCGUUCACACGCCUCGACAAAUACCCAAGCCUACUCAAGGAACUGGAACGCCAUGUGGAGGAAAGUCACGUUGAUCGUGGAGAUACACAGAGGGCAAUAGCUGUAUACAGAGAUAUAGCUAAUGCAUGCAUGGAUGUAAGGAAGUUAAAGGAAAUGGAGUACGAAAUACUAACAAGUGCAAUAAAAGGCUGGGAGGGGGAGGAGAUGACCAAGCUCGGAGAAGUCGUACAUCUUUCACAUGUCCAGGUGGAGACUCUUGCUGGAGAUAAGUGUGACCGCAUCUUUGUCCUUUUUCCCAGUGUCCUGGUCAUGUUGUCCAUGAGUCCGCGACUUAGUGGGUACCAAUAUGAGGGCUCCCUUCCACUCAGUGGUAUGAGCAUAUGUCUAUGUGAAGAGGAAGGAGAGAAUCAAGAAUCAAAUAGCUUUGAAAUAUCAGGGAAUAUGAUAGAAGAGAUUAUUGUUACCUGUGGGACAAAGACAGAAGCUACCUCAUGGGUGGAAGCUCUCAAACAGCAAGUCAGUCUGUCGCUUACAUCAGGGACCACAAAACCACAGAGUUUACAGAUAUCUACGUCUCAGCCAAGUAUCAGUCAACUGACUCAGGCCAAGACGGCCAAGAUGACCCAUUCCACGUGGAGCACUUCAUGUUUACGGCCUUCCCCACCCCUCCGCCAACACCUCAUCUGUAAAGAAGAGGCAAUCCGCAGUCCACGGAUGGGCCGAAAACCUGUUCGUCGGAAACCUGUUCGGACACACUCUCAGGAUGAGUAUGACUACAAAUGCAAAUGGAGACAGUAUGACCCGCGUACCAUGGAAGAAGACGCUGUUAUACUUAAGGUGAUAGAAGCCUACUGUACUAGUGCUAAAACAAGACACACUGUGAAUUCUUCAUUGGCAAAGGAAAAAUUUAGUCUGGUGCGACCACUUCCUAACCCUAACCUCAGUCCCAUUACCGAAUCAUCACAGGACAGUCCCUCACCAGCCAUACCAAAAGAGUCCAUUAACGUGGUGAAGCCCAUGUUGCCGGACGCAAGCCCAGGCGUCCGACGUGACGUCGGUACCCAAGCUUUGCUCACCAGUCCCCAUGUAUUGAUAGCCGAGGAGGAGAAGAUCAUCGUGGACGAAGGCGACCCCUCCACCAUCCAGGAAAAAACCCUUGUAGACACAGUAUACUCCUUACGGGACCAAGUGAAGAACCUUGAGCAAGAGCAAAAGAAGAUAAAGAGGGAACUUGAAGAGGAAACAAAAGCACGAAAACGACUAGAGACAAAAUUUCACAAAGCAUUAAAAAAUCGUACGGAUUUACCGUGGGACGAGAACAUGACAUAGAGAGUAGAAUUUAAUAUAAUGUAUUUAUAUAAAUCCAUGGUAGAAUAUUUAUCUUCAUUCAUGUCCUCUGUGUUGGAAUAUAGUCAGAAUCACAAUAAUAGGUCACAGCAACAAUUUAUCAAGUGCCAACAUCGUACUGUGUUUCUUACGAUCAUUAAACAAUGGCGGCCAUAUGCUGGAUCACCCCUAAAGUGUCCUGAAGGGGAAAUCACCCCAAAGAUAUAAUGGAGAGGAAAUUCCUGAAGUGGGAAUUAUAACGUGUCUGAAGGGGAAAUCAUCCAAGUGUCUUUGUGGGAAAUUCUUCCCUAAAGUGUCUUAGAGGGAAAUUCUUCCUUAAAGUGUCUUAGAGGGGAAUUCUUCCUGAAGUGUUUGAACAGUAAUAUGUAACAGCCACAGUAAUCAUCACUUACAAAUGAUAAAGUCAUUCUCACAGGAAAAUUUUAUCAUCAGUUAGGAAACUGUUACACAAAGUUUACUACUAAUGACGUGAAAUGUUUAAAAAGUCUGUCUUAAAUGUUAUAACAGACAGGUGAUGGUGAACUUCAUUUCUGUGAUUUGUGUAAAUCAAAUUUGAGUCAACUGUAUUGUAUUAGGUCCUGCAUUCAUCAAUCUUAGCAUGUUAUUUACACGUUUUCAAGGGAGGUAACUCUUCAUUCUGCAAUGGUGUCUAGGAAAACUCAGGAAGUGAACCAAAGAGUUUGUUUGGUACAUCACAGUCGUGAUAUUCCUCACUGCUUUAAAAAUAAACCAUUGGUAUAAUUGUUUGAUAUAUGCUGAGAGUGAUUUUUAAUGUUAGGCUGUGAUUUCUUAAUCCUUGAACAAUAUAUUGUGGAAUAAUUUGUACACCAAACAAAUAUAUAUAUAUAUACAAACACGUGUAAAGUUCCUUACAUAUGCAGUUAGCCCACCUCCCAUCAACUUACAUUGAAUAAAGAAGUAUUAUUAUAUGAGAAGGAUUGAGGUCUGAAGUUUUAUAACAUUGUUAGGUCAACAUGAAUAAAAAAGAAAUGAUUGUUAUGUUUUGAAGUGAGAUUUGAGGACUAAGUGUUACUGAAUAUACCAGUCCACUACCAUUUCACCAUCUUUUUCUACAGUAAAUAUUAAGUGGAGCAAAAAGUGUAUUUUUUUGGGGUGUUUUUUUUGGAGGGAUAGAGUAUGCCCAUAUUUAAAUGCUAAUACAGUGUCACGUUAUCCCCACUAUACACAACAAAGAUAUUGUCAGAAAUCAUUUUCACAAUUUCUUCAGUAUAUUUCAUGUUGAAAUAUUUAUUCCAAAAUUUUGCAUUGGUAGCUUUGAAACUUGAUAGAAAAAGUUUCAGAAAUUGGUUAUCCCAUAUCAAAGGGGAGAUAGCCGAUGAGUAUUUAGAAUUCAUUUUGUAAACUUUGACACAUUUUUGACCAUAUCAAACAGUAACUUGUCCAUUCUCUACAAGUCUGCAUGUAUUGAAGUUCGCAAUGAUAAUGAUGUCCGGUGUCAUCUUUAAAGUCACCAUGUGUUCAAAAAGCUCAAUUGUUUACCGUCCUAAAAACUCUACAGAUAACAAAGUGUAGAUCAGAAACAACAGAUUAUGGGGUAGCUGUAAUCAUGUUUCACAAAUUGUGAUUAAAUUGUCCACUUAACAGUUCUGUUAGAGUGUAGUGAUACAUUAUUAUGAUUCCUGUCCACAAAAGAGUCAUCCUCGGAACAUUUUGAGUAACAUCAUCUGAAAAGUAAAUAAAUUUUUUUAUCUGAUAUUAAAAAGGGCAUUUUUUGUCAUUGAUUAUUGCCUGACUGAGCAAGCGUUGUUAUCAUGUUCCUAGUAAUCCAUAUCAUAUGAAACUUGUAGAGAUUUAGCAUGUGAACAUAAGUGAAUGGCGCAUAAUAAUCUGUUUUAAGUUUUGACGAUUGAAUAAAUUUUCAAAUGAAACUUUGGUUGCAGAAAACCACCGUUUUGAUUUUGAAAAAAUCAACAAUUUCAGCAAAUCAUUUAACGGAUGAACAUAAUUGAGUGGCAAAAAAUGAAAAGGUUGAAUGUUGUAUCAGUAAUCUUGUGAUAUGCCAAGGUACUUACAGCUUAAUGAAACCAUUUUGGUGUAUUGAUGACAUCCUUGCUGUAGAAUGGUACAUGCUGUUAGUAAAGCUGUCUCGUGUUAUGUCAUAUUCAGUUCUCUCUAAAUUGUCAUUUACUUUCUCAUGGGACCAGACUCAAAGUUGUCUUGGGUAUGUAGUCGCACAUUAAAAUAAUUUACAGGUAAUUGACCGAAACUAAUCAGGGAAUCUGUUUUUGUUGUUCACAGAAUCAGCAUAUCAUGAAUUCAUCAAAUUUGUUAAAUUGAUUAAAGAUUAAACAUAUUGUACACAAGGUCUCUCCAGAACUAUUGCCCCAGAUGCACAAAAUGACAGAAGUCUAAAUUGCCUAUGUUAGUUUUCCUUUUGUAUAUCUUUGAUUCUGCAGAUAAAUCAGUAUUUAAAUGUUGGUAAUUACACUGUAUGUGGAUUAGUAUAUAAAAUUUAAUGUUGAAAUGUUGGAAGAGUCUAAAUUUUUUUCAUGAACCUAUGCAUAGUUUUGUUUAAAUUUGUUGAUAAAAUCUUUGUUUUGUCAGGCGUAUUAUUAUUACACAUGAGAAAACAUGGUAUGCUGAUAAUUUACAACCAUGUCAAGGACUGCUGUUUCUUUGUAAAUCAACAGACCAUGAAUGAUUUCUUGAUACUGUGGAGAUAAUUCUGUUGUACUGAGGGAGUUCUUUCUACUGUAUUGUGAAGAAUACUUCCUGGUAUAAUGGUGUUUUCUCUCAGUAUCCUGAAGUCAUUAUCUAUAGUGUUACAGAAAUAACUCCAGUGUUUUACUUAUUUAAUGUCUCAGUUCUGUUGUAGAAAUAUAAAAUGAUAAAAUUAAUUUGAAUGAAUUAUGAUGUAAUAAAAUUUAAAAAUCAAAAUAA
This is a messenger RNA of Ylistrum balloti, 5799 nucleotides long. RefSeq names its product rho guanine nucleotide exchange factor 7-like. The record is from RefSeq and is a predicted model, not a curated record. The transcript is spliced from 20 exons. Bases 325 to 2880 code for a protein of 851 amino acids. Gene Ontology annotation, molecular function: protein binding; guanyl-nucleotide exchange factor activity. Lineage: Eukaryota; Metazoa; Mollusca; Bivalvia; Pectinida; Pectinidae.